This is a messenger RNA of Rotaria socialis, 1398 nucleotides long. The record is from the annotation of a GenBank genome assembly. Lineage: Eukaryota; Metazoa; Rotifera; Eurotatoria; Philodinida; Philodinidae.
AUGAAUAAUGAAAAUUCUUACUAUUAUUUCCAUUCGCAUUCUUUAACAAUGAUUAUAUUGGUUGCUACAUUAAUAAAUGUUAUUUUAUAUAUUCCUUAUUACUUUUAUCAAUGUUUGCUCUCAGCUUUAGCAACAGUGAGUGUUGGUGAUAUUUACACUGUUCAAAAUGAUGAUGAUAUUAUAUUAGAAAAGCAACAACAAAUGAAGGCUAUGAAACAAAAAUGGUUCUAUAUGCCACCUGUAUUAAAGGAGUUGACAUCUUCAUUUCUUUUUCCAACGGAAAUUAUUGCAAUAUUGAAGCUAAAAUUUGGUGGUUAUGUUAAGACGUCAAAAAAUUCACUUGAUCAACUGGCACAUACACUUAACGAUCUUGAUUUUUGUUAUGCAACACUAAAUAAAGUUAGCCGCUCAUUUGCACUUGUUAUUCAACAGCUUCCUCAACCGUUAAAAGAUUCUGUAUGUAUAUUUUAUCUUGUUCUUCGUGGUCUUGAUAGUGUUGAAGAUGAUAUGACAUAUCCUCAAGAUAAAAAGAUUUUCUUAUUACAUACUUUUUAUAGUAAUUUAUUAAUUGAUAAUUGGUCAAUAAAAGAUGUCGGUGAUACAGAAGACUAUCGAAUAUUAUUGGAUAAUUUCGGUAAAGUCAUUAACGUUUUUAAAUUACUUGAUAAAAAUGAUCAGUCUAUUAUAUCGAAUAUUACUCUUCAAAUGGGAACUGGAAUGGCAGAAUAUGUUGGUAAGAUUGACUCAAUAGAAACGCUAACCAGUUAUAAUUUAUAUUGCCACUAUGUUGCUGGUCUUGUUGGUCAUGGAUUAUCAGCUCUCUUCGUUAAUAGUGGUUUAGAAGAUACUGAUCUAUGUGUACAUAAACAUCUCAGCAAUAGUAUGGGACUCUUCUUACAAAAAACAAACAUAAUUCGGGAUUAUCUCGAAGAUCUAAAAGCUGGUAGAACUUGGUGGCCCAAAGAAAUUUGGCAAAACUAUGCAGCUUAUCUUGAUGAAUUCGCUAAAACACCUAAUUGUGAAAAGAGUCUUGAAUGCUUAAAUCAUAUGGUGCUGGAUUCUUUUAAUCAUGUCCCUGAUGUGAUCAACUAUCUUAGCAGAUUAAAACAUCGUAAAGUGUUAGAAUUUUGUGCUAUUCCACAAGUGAUGGCAAUGGCUACUCUUGUUGAGUUAUAUAACAAUCCGUCAGUAUUUACAUCGGUUGUAAAAAUACGCAAAGGACUCACUUGUAAAUUAAUGCUGAAUUGUUCAACAUUGAAUGAAGUCCUUCAUUGGAUUUAUUUCUUUAUCACAAAAAUUGAACAAAAAAUACCAAAGCAACCUAGUGUUAACGCUCAUCGUAUGCAAGAAGUAGUUGAUCAAGUGAAAAAUCUAUGUGAUGUAAAUUCAAAAAUUUAA